Messenger RNA from Penicillium odoratum, 2121 nucleotides. RefSeq names its product putative MFS phosphate transporter. Gene Ontology annotation, molecular function: transmembrane transporter activity. Bases 1 to 2121 code for a protein of 706 amino acids. Gene Ontology annotation, cellular component: membrane. Lineage: Eukaryota; Fungi; Ascomycota; Eurotiomycetes; Eurotiales; Aspergillaceae. The record is from RefSeq and is a predicted model, not a curated record. The transcript has 3 exons. Gene Ontology annotation, biological process: transmembrane transport.
AUGGCCGACUUUGGAUUGCGGGCCCCUCAUGGGCCUGACAUGUCCGGCACUCACAACCCUUUAGAGGACAUGGAUAUACAUGAGAAGGGUGCCUUUGACGAAUUGAUUCGUCCGGAUGACAGCUACACAAAGGAUGGAACAUACUGGGCUGAUUUGCCGCUCGGGCAGAAGAUCAAGUUCGUCAGCUCCUACGACGCCGCGGAGACCAGACGCGAACUUGGAAACAUUUGGGAAAUGAUCAAGGUGGAUCCUCUUUCGCCAGUUUCAUAUUACUUCCGCAAUAUGGUCCUGCCUGGUGCGGGUCUUGGUUUGGAGGGUUAUGUGCUGUUCUCCAUUGGCAACAUCAAGCCGCUGUUUGAAAAGACAUGGCCGGAUUGUUGGGACAACGCCACUACUUGCAAUCAGCAGUGGAUCAACGCGGUUGAUUACUUGGAAAUCAUUGGUAUCAUCUGUGGUCAGAUUCUGGUGGGAAUUAUUGGUGACUGGCUGGGACGCCGGUGGGGUUUGAUUCAAGAUGCUACGAUCAUGUUUCUCGGUUUGAUUAUGCUCACGGCCGCGUGGGGUUUGACCAUGAAUGGCUGGGUAAUUUGCUACGCCUGGUCGCUGUUCUUCUACAGUGUUGGAGUUGGUGGUGAAUACCCGAUGACUGCGACCAGUGGUAUGGAGAACGCAGUGGGCUCCGGCAAGAUCUCGACCAAGGAAGACCGCCUCCACCGAGGCCGCAAGGUUACCAGUGCUUUCCUGAUGCAGGGUUGGGGUCAAUUCUUCAACCAGGCUCUGCUGAUUAUCCUGCUGUUGAUUUUCCACCAUGGCAGCGGUAACAACCCUUACUCCGCCGUUUCCACCCAAUGGACAUACCGUAUCUCCUUUGCCAUUCCCGCCGCUGGAACUCUGUGGCUGGUCUACUACCGUGCCUAUCAUAUGAAGGCGGCGAGCAAGCAAUUGACUGCAGCAAAGAAGAAGUCUUCGGUGACUGGCUACGACUUCGACUCUUUGCGCCUCACAUUCAAGUACUUCGGUCCUCGUCUGAUUGCCACUGCCGGCGGUUGGUUCUGCAACGAUGUGUUCUUCUACGGCAACAAGCUGUUCCAGAGUGAAUUCAUCUCCGUGAUCAGUCCGUCCUCCGACUCGAUCAUGCCCACCUGGUUGUGGAGCUUGGUUAAUGUGGGUGUUUCAUUGGUUGGCUACUACUGUGCUUCCUUUGUUAUCGACAACAAACUCUACGGUCGCAAGUGGAUGCAGACACUCGGCUUCUUGAUGUGCUUCGUCUUGUUCGUGGUCCCCGCCUUCCACUACGAGUACUAUACCUCGGCCGAACACAUCAAGGAGUUCCAGGCCAUGUACUUCCUCAGCUCCUUCUUCAACCAGUUUGGUCCGAACAGUGUGACUUUCCUGGUGGCCGCUGAGGUGUACCCCACGCCCAUCCGUGCCACUGCCCACGGCCUGUCCGCUGCAGCUGGUAAAUCUGGUGCUCUCCUGGCAGCCGUUCUGUACAACUACAUUGAUGACCAAACAAAAUUCCUGGUGGUUCCCUGGUUCGGAUUGGCUGGUGUUGUUCUGACUUUGGCCUUCCUGCCCGAUACCACUGGUCUGGAUUUGAAGGAACAGGAGCGUCGCUGGCAGUACAUCCGUGAAGGUCGGGAUCAAGAAUACCAUGGUCCUGCAGUCCACCCCAAGCACCUUUCUUGGUAUGAGCGCUUCGUCUUGCACCUCGACCGCAACUACGAUGCCGAACAGGAUUACCAGCACAAGGUUGAGGAGUACCGCGCUGAGUGGGAGGCUGCCAUGGCCUCGAAGUACGCUGAGAAGGAGAGCGGUGACGAUAGUGUCGAGGACACCGAUGACUCGCUGCUUGAGGGCCACGUCCACACUUACUUCCAUCGCACCAGUCCUAUGUUCAAGGGUAUGAGCCCCAUGGAGAAGCCUGGAUCCUCAAAUAGAAAGGAUGACUUCACCCUGCCACCCGCCGCCGAGGUGGACGAAGAUUCCUACUUCAAUGCUGAGCGACACGACAACCCCGCGAAUGUGCCAGCUGCUGAUGCGCAAAAUACAUAUACCAGCGGGCAACGCACACUCUCGAGCGAGUCACAUACAUUCUCGUCAAGUGAGAAACACUCAUAG